Hemibagrus wyckioides is the source of this 3264-nucleotide messenger RNA. RefSeq names its product replication protein A 32 kDa subunit-A-like. Gene Ontology annotation, biological process: DNA replication; double-strand break repair via homologous recombination; nucleotide-excision repair. Bases 2348 to 3067 code for a protein of 239 amino acids. Lineage: Eukaryota; Metazoa; Chordata; Actinopteri; Siluriformes; Bagridae. The transcript is spliced from 9 exons. Gene Ontology annotation, molecular function: DNA binding. The record is from RefSeq and is a predicted model, not a curated record. Gene Ontology annotation, cellular component: nucleus; chromosome, telomeric region; DNA replication factor A complex.
UGGUAACUCAUACUGACUCUCAGCUAAUGAGAUCCUUUUCCAUUUUUAAUAAUAACUUUGAUGCCUGACCACGUCUUCAGUGUCUUGUUUUAACUUGGCCACAAUUAGGCAGGGUUCGAGGCUCAUAUACUGGGCUUUAGAGAUCAGAUUUUUCUCUCUCUCUCUCUUUUUUUUUUAAUGUGUACACACAAAGUUUAUCUGGUGUUAAAUCUAUGUAAAGUUUUAUACAAGGCACCGAGCAAAGCUAGCAAACUCUUACUAGGCUGAAACAAUUGCUUGGUUCCUUUCUCUCAUCAAACCAAUUUUUAAUGCUUAUUGUUUAACAAUUACAGUUUAAAAUAAACUUCUUUGUAAGAAAUCUCACAAGCCAUGCUAACAAAAUGGUCCUACGUCCUUUCACACUGUUUAGUCAACACAGAACCUGUGUGUAGUUCCCCUCUGGUUCAACUGCUUUAGGUGCCGAUGUGUGUGAGGUACUGAUACGUCACGUUAUGCAAAUAAGUCGAUGUCUCGGUCUUCCAUGCUUUCCUGAGUUACAGUCAAACCCCCAGUUUCCCAACCAGGCAUAACAUUAUGACCAGCUGCCGUUUGGUUCCCCCUUUUGCUGCUCUGACCUGUCAUGCACUGUGUAUUCUGACACCUUUCUAUCAGAACCAGCAUUAACUUCUUCAGCAGUUUGAGCAACAGUAGCUCGUCUGUUGGAUCGGAUCACACGGGCCAGCCUUCACUCCCCACGUGCAUCAGUGAGCCUUGGUCGCCCAUAAUCCUGUCGCCGGUUCACCACUGUUCCUUCCUUGGACCGCUUUUGAUAGAUACUGACCACUGCAGACCGGGAACACCCCACAAGCGCUGCAGUUUUGGAGAUGCUCUGAUCUAGUGGUCUAGCCAACACAAUUUGUCCCUUCGUCAAACUCGCUCUCCUCUUUGAGGACAAAAUGUUCACUUGCUGCCUAAUAUAUCCCACCCACUAACAGGUGCCAUGAUGAGGAGAUCAUCAGUCUUAUUCACGGCACCUGUCAGUGGUCAUAAUGUUAUGCCGGAUCAGUGUAUGUUUGGGUUUAAAAUGUGAGUAAAAUCCACAAGCAUGGAGAAUUUUAGCACGUCAACAAAUGCAUUUAUCAUAUUUAAGUUUUGUGUUACUUCCAGUUGUUUAAUAACAGUGUGUUUGUCCUGAUUGUGAAAAAGUGAACAGUUUCUACAUUUUUUCACUAAGCUGGUUAUUUAUUGCGUCGUUUCUUUGCCCAUGGUGGAAUUCUGACAGGCCCAAACUUGAGCUGCAAGUUUUUCCAGCUUUCAGUCUUCUUGGAUCUGCUGCAUGUUUUUCUAAGACCUUAAAGACUUUAUCAAAGACUGAAGCAUAUCUAAAUCCUCACAUUGUAGUGAUUAUGAAUUGAAUUAAAAAGGUCUAUUCAUAAUUAUUUUGCAAUUUGUUACUUGAUUCUGAAAGUAUUGUUUCACGAUUAUUGCAUCAUGGAAGAUUAACUAUAUAUUUAUAUAAUCUCAAACCUUUUAAUUAUUAUUGGAUACAGAAUCACUCCUUAAAAAUGCCAUAGAAAAUUUAUAUAUUAAGGAAAAAAAAAAUUAAUGACCAAGUUCUUGGCUAGGAAGGUGCUUAUUAUGCUCACUUUCAUUUACUGCUUUAUCCUGAUCAGGGUCAUGGAGGAUGCUGAGCCUUUCCCAGGAGUGUGAGGUAGGAUUACAUCCUGGAUGGGAAGCCAAGUUUGGGACUGGGUGAGAUUGCUCCUUCAUGCGAAUCUCAACCAAAUUACUACUAGUAUGUCUGGGAGGUGGGAGGAAACCACAGAACCUGGAGGAACAUGCUCAGAAACCUUCAGUAGAAUGAUCAGUAACUGGUCUCUGGAAUCUGGAGACUAUCCCAGGAAAACUGGACACCAGGGCAACACACACUCAUACACAACUAGAGAACCCAGAUGAAACCUGAAACCAAGAAACUCCUCACAGACUUGAACCCAAGCUCAGAAUCGCACCACUGCACCACUAGUUUGCAUUAAUUCAUUGUGUUCAUUUCUAAAAGUGUAAUUUUUUUUAUUUGCAUAAUACCAUUUAAAAUAUAAACAAUCAAAGUGUAAUUUUUUUUAUUUGCAUAAUAUCAUUUAAGAUAUAAACAAUCACACGUGCAGAUACACACUUUCACCGCUAGAGCUUUGGACCUGCGUUUGGUCUGAUUCGAACUUGCGAAUCGAUUCUUUGAAAAGAGUCAUUCAAGAUGAACCGAAUCCAAAUAAGCUCAAUAGGAAAAUGCAGCGAUUUUGGUUCAGGAGUUAAAUACAGACGAAAUAAUUUAGUACGCUUUGGCUAUUUUAAUACACUUUAGUGCUAAUACAUCAUGGGGAGCCAAGGUUACGGGUGUAGCUCAUAUCCAGGCGGAUUUUCAUCGAAAAAUGAAAUUAAGCCAAAGACAGCAGGAAUACUCCGUGUAAUGCCAUGCACUGUGUCUCAGCUUCUGUCCUCCAGAGAACACAGAGACUCCUUCUUUAUACGAGACAUGGAGCUCAACCAGGUGACUGUGGUGGGUAUGAUCAGAAGAACCGAACUGACGUUGACACACAUCGUGUACUCUGUGGAUGAUAUGACUGGCCCCCCUCUAGACGUCAAGCAGUGGCAGAAUCUUGAGGAUGUCAAUAUGAAUCAUUAUGUCAUUCCUUCUGGGACGUACGUCAAAGCUGUAGGAAGUCUCCGCUCCUUUCAGCACCACAGAUCCAUGGUAGCGUUCAACAUCCGCCGACUGGAUGACCUUAAUGAGAUCACGUCGCACAUGCUGGAGGUGAUUCAGGCCCAUCUGGAUAGCGAUAGCAGCUCGUGUAGUAUGAUGAAAACAUCACAUGCAAGUGACCCAGCCACCGUUGGUUUUACAGCCAGUCAGAGGCAGGUAUAUACUUCGAUUAAGAGCUGUCGCUUGGCUGAGGGCAUCAGUAUGCAGCGGUUAAGGAACUCACUUAAACAUCUCUCCGCCUAUGACAUCAGGAAUUGCCUGCAGUUUCUUAUAAACGAAGGACAUAUUUUCUCCACAAUUGAUGACUACCAUUAUAAGUGUACUAAUGGCUAAAGUCUUGUGGUGGAUUAAGCACUUUUUUCCCCUACUGGACAGUCAAAACAAAUCUGUCUGCUCUUGUAUAUUUCAAUUGUUUACAUCGUAGAAAAUCAUAAUCUAUAAUUCAUUUGUUUUCCAUGUUUGGUUAUGACUGUUCUUGCAAAUGUUUUUGUGUUAUUCUUACCACUGGGUGUAUUGUGUGAUCUGGUUAU